This is a messenger RNA of Gamsiella multidivaricata, 529 nucleotides long. RefSeq lists its product as uncharacterized. The record is from RefSeq and is a predicted model, not a curated record. Lineage: Eukaryota; Fungi; Mortierellomycota; Mortierellomycetes; Mortierellales; Mortierellaceae. The coding region runs from base 131 to 376 and encodes 81 amino acids. The transcript has a single exon.
CAUAGUUGUGAAAACACAAACACUUGAGGUCUUUAUUGGAAGAUGAGGUAGUUGAUGCGAAGAUCAAUAGGUUUAGGUUUUCCAAUAGGCGAGCCGACCUGGAUCUCACUCUGCAGAGAUUCUGGUCUUAAUGUACACAUUAAUGAACACCCAUGCCCAGCCCAGAAGCGCCCCGGGGAGGAAUGCCUUGACUCAGAGCACCCAUAGGGGGAAUGCCCUGUCCAAGAGUACCCAUAGAAGGAAUACCUUGUCCAAGAGCACCUUGGGUAAGGAUGCCCUGACCAGAAGCACCCAAGUCCUGGGCGAAAGCACCGCCCAUCAGAGGAGCACACUGUCCAACCGCAGCAUCCAGUCCCAUUCCGACUCCAAGACCUAACCCGGCUGGCUGUGGCGAGACCUGGUCAGCACAGGGCGCGAUAUCGAUCACGAACGGCAACGACUGGACCGUGGGUUGAUAAAUCGUCAAAGGCUGAACGCUGACCGUCGGAACGAUCUGGACCGAGCUCCCCAACUGGACACUCGACUGUGG